Messenger RNA from Hibiscus syriacus, 731 nucleotides. RefSeq names its product thylakoid lumenal 17.9 kDa protein, chloroplastic. Lineage: Eukaryota; Viridiplantae; Streptophyta; Magnoliopsida; Malvales; Malvaceae. The record is from RefSeq and is a predicted model, not a curated record. The transcript has 4 exons. The coding region runs from base 29 to 706 and encodes 225 amino acids.
CGAAGGAGAAAGAUAACGAAAAAAAGCCAUGACAAUUACUCUACUUGCUCUUCAUCCUCCAUUUACUUCCCCUCCCAAACAAUCAUCAUUCUCUCAGUCUCCUCAGAUUCAAAUCCCUAACCCUAAACCCAAACCUUUUCUCUUCUCAAACCUUAUCUCUUUAGCCCUCACGUUGACCAUAAACUCCCCACUUCCUUCCUUAGCCAUCCCUUCUCUCAACUCCCUGUCUUCCCCUCAAGCCCCUCUCACCACCACCCCUUUCACUGAGUCCAAGUUCUUGCAGCUUGGGCUUGAAGAUGGGAAAAUUAGGCCUUGUCCAUCAACAAAUCCUGGUUGUAUUUCAACAAAUGCAAAGUCAUCAUCUUUUGCUUUCCCAUGGAUUGUACCUGGGAGUUCUCAAGAGAAUGCAGUUCAGGAACUGCAGGAAGCAAUUCUCAAAACUCAGAAGAAUGCCAAGAUUGUGGUUGUUGAAGAUACCCCAAAUGGGAAAUAUAUGCAAGCUGAGGUAGAUGGAAGGUUUGGUCCGGAUGUGAUGGAGUUCUUAGUGAAAGGGGAUGCUGUUACAUACAGGUCAAUGGCCAUGAAAGUGACCUAUAUUUACCCUUUCACAACCGCGAUCGGCGACUCGAAAGGACAAGAAGAGAGGUUGAAGAAGAUCAGUGACCAGUUAGGGUGGUAUGCUCCAAGUUUUGAUUCCAUGGAAUAGGCUUCUUUUACCAUGUAAGAACCAU